AUGGAAAGGCGAGCCCCUACUACGUGGGAGGGUCCACAUACGAGUGAUUUCUGGAAGGUCGAGCUGUCAUUCAUCCUGUCCCAAAGCGAGGCAACUCUGUCCAGUCUGGUCCAGAGAGGUCAAGAGCUGGCAGCUAGGCUGCGGGCGCUGCAGCUGGACCGCAGAGAGAUCGCCUGUCUCAAAUUCCUCCUCCUGUUCAACCCCAAUGUGAAGCUCCUGGAGGACCAGGCGUUCGUGGAGGGCGUCCAGGAGCAGGUGAACGGGGCUCUGCUGGAGUACACCCUGUCCACUUACCCUCAGUUCCAGGAGAAGUUCAGCCAACUGGUGGUGCGGCUGCCAGAGCUACGCUCCCUCAGCACGCAGGCUGAGGACUACCUGUGCUACAUGCACCUGAGCGGAGAGGUGCCCUGCAACAACCUGCUCAUUGAGAUGCUGCACGCCAAGCGAGCGUGUGUGUGAAGGAUCCUCGUCAUGUGUUGUUGCUCUUGGUGAGACUGUGUGUGUGGGAGGGCAAGUGUGAGUGAGAUGAAAAAACCAAAUGAAGAUAGACAGGUUCAUAUUGAGUCAUCUUUGCGAGGGAUUUUGUUUGAGCUGGAGAGGAGAAAAAGUUCUUUGGAGUUUGGAAUUAUAAAGGUCCAUCUGUACUCAAGGUAGUUUUAAGAGUUUGAAUGUUAAUGGUUUAUAUCAUGCAGAGCUACAUUAAUGUGACCUUUCUAAACUGGAUUUUCUACCCUGUUUUCAAAAAUCUAAAAUUAGAGGUGCCUGUAGAGUUGCAUUAUAUCCUCUUUGACCCAUAAGAAUCCACUGAAAAGAUUUACAUUCCACAGAGCUGCCCAGCAAACAUUUAGACUCAGAGGAGGAUGGUCAAACACUGAAAUGUGUUGAUCUUACUUUUAAAAAAAUAGGAGACUGACUGCCUUGAAAAAGGUUAAGUAAAUAUAACUAUUCCUACAUUAUGUCUAUUCUAUAUUGAUAUGCUAGGUUUACUUAAAAUUUUGUUGCAUUUGCUUCAUUUUGUGAAGUCUGCUUAAAAAUGACUAUUGAAAUGAACAUGUUCUUUGUUAUGGCAAAUUUAAGCAAAUCAGGUUAGUGUGACUUAACUGAAGAGUUGUGCUUACUCUGUAGUAUUCAGGAAACUAAUUGCAUUUGAUAAAUAAAGUAAGGAUUAUUUUCAUUUUAACAAAACGCCUUUCUGAGCAUCUUAAGACAAAAACCAAUGUAUUUGGAAACAAACGAAAUUGCACAAUCAAAACAAAUCCAGUAGUAUGCCUUAUAAGAAAAAAUCUUUAAAAAAAAUUGAAAUAUUCAAACUUAAUCUCUCUCUUUGACUUUCCUUAAGAGGACUUCAUGUCAUGUCAUUACAUCACAAACAUCAACACUCAAUCAAGCUUCAACCAAUUUGUAAAAUAAAUGAAAUAUUCCAUCAAACUUGCAUUUUAUGCACAGGCCUGCAACUGCGAUAAACUAAACAACACUGUAAGUGUUAACAUGUGUAUUCUGCUGGUUGCAAACUUUCAGUUACACAUGUUUAUUCUUAAAAAUGUUAACAAAACAGAACUUGCAAACUGUACAGAUAUCCUAAAUCCUCCACAUGCAAAAUCGUUUUCGUCAUGGAACAAAAUACAUAAAACUGUUUAAGGCCGACUAACUUGGUUAAUUUAAAAACUUGUUGCUGACUCUUAAAACUAACUAGUUCAUUUCAGUCGUCAUUUUCAUGUUCCAACAACUUCACAAGUUAAUACAACUGAAAUUUUAGUAAAUUAGAUAUGGAACAAACAUAGAAUAAAACUAAUAGGUAAAUUUACUUCCUUUAUCAAAGUAGCUUCCCAGACUUCUUAAAUUAAGAUCAGCCUGUAAGUUUACAGUGAACCUGCAUCAUUGCUGAGCAGUCAUAAAAACAUGGUGUCAAAAUGACUGUUAGGAUAUCUGUCCCCAGCUGCUACCUGCAUCCUUCUGGAACAUCCACACCUAAAUAUUGCUCUGAUAUCACUAUAAAACUGUGUUCAACUCCACUAUAGGAUUCUGUUGUGAAAUCUGGUGCUGGGUGGCCUGAUGUCACAUCACAAACUGGGUGUUGAAUGCUUGCUGGGUGAGCUAAUGUGCACCUAUCCAACAAAUUUUGUAGCUUCUUUUCAGAGAAUGAAUUUAAGUGUUUAAUUAUGCAUUUUUGAUCCAAAUUUCAGAUGCAACUUUAUGAUUCCAAUUUCACCAACGCUGUUCCUAGAUCAUUUAUCUUAUUUUUUAGAUGAAGACAGACUUCAGGAUAACAAGACACACUCAGUACGUUCACAUGAUGUAAGAAAAAGUUGAAUCGUGUCGCUAGUCCGACUAAAACUGGACUUUUAAAAUACAUUUAAACAUGUUAGUCCAGCUGAAAUCGUACUAAAUUUAAUUUCUCAAAGUCAGGCUAACACACCUCAAUAAUGCUCUUGGGGACUGACUUACUCUCUAAUGUAAACGCCUCAGUCGGACCUGAAUUGGUUUAAGCAUUAUGCACAUGCUCCGUAGUCCCUGUGCCGGUUUUGACCCAGAAGUUGAAUAGCAUAAAAUUGUAGAGGAAAGCUGGGAAAACCAAAAGAAGAGGAAGAGAAGAAACAAAAUAAGUGUAGAGAGCAUAUACGAAAUGUACAGCAUUGAAAAAAAUAUCCUUGUUGUCUCCAUUCGACAUGCAACAUGUUUGCCGCUUGCUAACGUGUUUGGUUUGUGACGUAAUAGGUCAACUGGAAGAAGGUCAGAUAGCAACGAGCUGAAAGAGGGCAUAUCGCCACCUACUGUGGCAGAGUCAGACAUACGUCCAUCAAUAAAUGGAUUCUGCCCCAGUGCUUAUAUUCUUGGACAAGGACAGUAGUCCAAUAAAUGGCCAAAUGGAGCUAUAACCGCAGCUUGACUUAACUGUGCAUGGAAACGUACUGACUGCGGUCUCCUCAGACUAGACUAGCACUUAUGUUUGUAUCACUAUAUUUUUUCUUUUUGCCAACACUGUUAAAAAAAGAAAGAAAAAAAGAAAUAUGAAAGCUCUAUGCGGUUCAAAAUAGUUUUGUUUUAAUCUAUUUAGAUGUUAAUAUAUGGAUAUAUCAAAGCCAGAUAUGUUCAGAAAGAGAGAAUGCAAGGGACAGAAAGACAGAUAAAACAGAGGGACACAGACAAAGAAAGGGGGAGAUGAAAAAGCAAGUGACACCACAGACUGCAAUGCUUUAUGGGUAAAAAAACAAAAACAAAUCAAAGGAUGCCAGAGCAGAGAGUAACAGAUAGGAGAGAAAAAAAGACACAUCAAUUAGGAAGACAUGAAUGACAAAGACAACAUUUUUCUCCCUUUAAGUAAAUAUGUGAAUAACAAAAGGAAGCAUUUGUCAGUACCAAGGAGCCACACAGAGAUGACUCAGGAGGGAAAAGAUGCAUCUGGCAACAUUUGGUUUCAAAUUUCUUUGUAAAAUUUAAAAUUUGUAAAAUGCCCUGAGAAACAAUGGAUCCUUAAAAAAUGAAGGUGUCACAUUCACACACACAUUUGUGUCACUUUUCAACACACUGUACUGUAUGUGGACUAGAGAUUGACUGAUCUGCGCGUCUGCAGAUACUGAUAUGGUUUGCACUGAAGCUGCUGUGUGAUGGGUUUUGGUACCCAUAAUUAAAAUUAUUUAAAUCUCCAAACUUUAUGUUAAAUAAUGUUAAUGCUUAUUUUUAGUAAGUAGUCAAAAAAUCCCACAAAAAACCCUAAACUAACAUUGUCUUUCAGUACUUUAUGACUUCCCCAAAAGCCAACAACAAAAACACAACAAAACACAACCCCAUCUUGCAGAAAUUUUGUGAAAUGACAACCUCUUAACACUGCACAACAUGGUGGUAAACAUAUCUUCAUAUUACAGUUCAUAUACCUUAUGAAUCAGCAGUCCACAAAUGAUGUUACAAACUUUCCGAAGAGUUAGUUGGCGUCAUGCUCAUUUGCAAAAGCACUGACAAAGUGGUGCUAUUUGACAAGAUCCGAUUGAAAAGGGGCCUGGAUUUUUGCCAUUGGCUCAGUAAAGUCGUGGUUACAUUUAGGCAAAGAAACACGGUGAGAACCUUACCAGAAGAACCAGUAUACCGCUUAGCACUAAGAGCAGCCUGCGUGGUGGCAUGUAUUGUGAUGAAAUUGUGUACCUACACCACUGACAUCAUGCCUUUUGAAAGUUAGUGAGGAUCCUUUUUUCGUAGUGUAAACACUUAUUCCCAGCUUCAACAUUGCCACGCAAUGGCUGGUGGUUUCUGUCAGGAGUGGUGGAUAGGUCAAAAAACACCAGAUUUCCAACCAGGAGACCUCCAUCAGUGUCCUGUUUGCAACUAUAAUCAGUAUGGCCCAUCUUCCCAGCUCCUUUUAUUACGUUGUUACUAGUAUCAUUUCAAACUGACCCUGUCCAACGCAGUAUCAUAUUUUUGCGGCAGGUUCGUACCGACUGUAUUAUAAAAUGAUGCUGUUGGACGGCAUAUUAUACCAUCACAACAGGUGUUGUUUGGCUCACCACCGGCAUAGCACAUCACCAGAAAAGGUUCCAUCCGGCCACAUUUUAAACUGAUGCUGUCCACCAAAGCAUCACAACACCGCGAAAGGUGGCUGUUGAUGUUGGUGUCUGACACCCAAAUCACUGUCCAAGCAGUCAUAUUUGACAAGUUUGAAAUGAGAACAACAUUUAAUAGAUAAUAUGAUGUCUAUGAUGAUUAUUUGACAAAUAUAUGUUCCCUAUAAAUAGUUAAAUAAAUAAAAAAGUUAGUGUUCAAUACAUCAUUUUGUUUUUGAGUGUAACCAUCCUGAGUCGCUUAUCUCUACUAAUAACAGCAUCUGACAUAUUCCUGUAUAGUUUACAGCUGUCUGAUCAGCAUCUGAUCAGACAGCUGGUGGACAUCCCUGCAAACCUUAUCAGUCAUAUAAACACGAUCAGAAAGCUGAACCCUGUGUAUUUGUAGCAGGCAGUGAUUAAUCUGUGGCACUUACUAUGUUGAAAAGUAACACUAUCGGUCCCCAGAUUUAUGAAAAGUGACACACCCUUCAUAAAAGCACAUGACUCUCAGCGAUGAUGACAAUGUUACUGAUAUUCAACUGAAAAAAACACACAGUCAAAGCAGUGUUUGUAAUAUUGUGCAGCUCAACUUUCUCACUGUGGACACUGAAAAUCAUUCCUUGUUCGUCCAUUUCAAGGUAUCGUAGACAAUCACUCCACCUGCCUUAACUUAAUGUCUGCCUGAAAACAUACACAAACACACCUUGGUUUUCCAGUUGAGAUAGCUGUGUGUUCUCACUCUGUACAGUAUAUUUAUGUUGUGAAGUGAAUAUCUUACUGCAAGAUGAAGAUACAUUUCAACUGAAAGAGUUCUCCGCUUUAUGUUGAGGCCAAAUCGCUACUGUUGUGGAACUGAUUCUCUUGAUAUUGCCUUUGUUUUUGCUCUUUGUUAACUCUUUUUUUUCCUGUGAGUUGACAGUCCCGUCUUAAACUGAAGUGUUUUUUUUCUCCCAAAAGACCAAGUGACCGAGGCAUUUUGUUUUCUUUAAAUAUAUUUUAUUGUAAUAGCAUCAGACCAAUAAAUUUCAGUGAAGUAAA
Messenger RNA from Plectropomus leopardus (leopard coralgrouper), 5570 nucleotides. NCBI's taxonomy places the organism in Eukaryota, Metazoa, Chordata, Actinopteri, Perciformes, Serranidae. The record is from RefSeq and is a predicted model, not a curated record.